Molecule: messenger RNA, 617 nt
Organism: Aspergillus wentii DTO 134E9
Lineage: Eukaryota; Fungi; Ascomycota; Eurotiomycetes; Eurotiales; Aspergillaceae
Exons: 1
Coding region: 100-432 (110 amino acids)
Source: RefSeq, a predicted model, not a curated record
CCCUCACCCCGCUCGACCACACCCUCCCCAAAUUCUAUCUCCCUUAUAUGCUGUACUUCAACACGCCAGACACAAAGACCGCUCUUCAAACCGUACACGAUGGCGUCAAGAAACUGGUCUCCCACCUUCCCGUGGCUGGCAGGCGAUGUGAUAUACAGCACUGAACCCUCCGGCCCCCAAAACAGAGGGCAUAUUGUCGCACCAUCCGGUCCACUGGAGGCAGUUCCCAUGCUGCACGUCAAAUCCUUCGAUCACGACGACAAAUCGCACACUCUACCCAUCAACUCCUAUCUUCCUCUGCCGUGCUUUAUCCCGCCGUCCCAGCAAGGCCCCGUUGUCCGAUUCCAGGCAAACGUCUUUCCAAACAGAAUCAUCGUGGUCAUGUCAUGUCAUUUCUGCAUUUUGCCCUUGAUGGCACAGGUGCUGGAGUGAUUCUACGGGCGCUCGCCGAGUGCUGUAACGCCAAAUCCGCACCCAAUGUUACCGGGAUGGCCAUUACAACAGCCAGCGUUGCGGAGAAUGAAAUCAACCUCCGGAACCAGAUCUCCUCGUGGUCUUGCCGCUGCAACACCGAGGUGACCAUACAGUCGCUGGGGCUGGCGACGCCAUUCUUCGAC